This is a messenger RNA of Xyrauchen texanus (razorback sucker), 3380 nucleotides long. RefSeq names its product DEAD (Asp-Glu-Ala-Asp) box polypeptide 46 (gene ddx46). Gene Ontology annotation, cellular component: nucleus. Gene Ontology annotation, biological process: mRNA splicing, via spliceosome. The coding region runs from base 58 to 3180 and encodes 1040 amino acids. Gene Ontology annotation, molecular function: ATP binding; nucleic acid binding; RNA helicase activity. NCBI's taxonomy places the organism in Eukaryota, Metazoa, Chordata, Actinopteri, Cypriniformes, Catostomidae. The transcript is spliced from 23 exons. The record is from RefSeq and is a predicted model, not a curated record.
UAAAACAGCGGAAGUACUCGUCGUACUGCAUCCGGUGUGUGAGAGAUAAGCGACAUCAUGGGUCGAGAGUCACGGCAUUACAGGAAGCGCUCUGGUUCGAGAGGCCGGUCUGGCAGCAGGUCUAAGAGUCGUUCCCCAGAAUCAAAGCGCUCCAAGAAAGAUGAUCAUGUCACAUCACGCAACCGCGAGCGGAGCAGGAGAGAGAAAUCACGCAGUCGAGACCGCCGGAGGUCACGCUCCAGAGACCGGAAGAGACAGAGACGCUCAAGGAGUCGCGACAGGAGACGCUCAAGGAGUCGAGAACGCAGGCGGAGCAAGAGCAGAAGCAGAGGCCGAAGUAAGGAGAAGUCAGACAACGGAGAGCAAUUUACUGACAAGAAGAAAAUCAAGGAGGAGAAGGAGGAGGAUGUGAAGACUGAAGAUCAAGACUUUGAUCAGAACACGCUGGAAGAGGAGAUGCGGAAGAGGAAGGAGCGUGUGGAGAAAUGGAGAGAGGAGCAGAGGAAGAAAGCCAUGGAGAACAUCGGAGAGAUCAAGAAGGAGCUGGAAGAGAUGAAGCAAGGCAAGAAAUGGAGUCUGGAGGAUGAUGAUGAUGACGACGAGGAAAAUCAAGCUCCCGUUGAGCAAGAAGAAGAAGAAGAGGAUGAGAAAGAUAACGACGUUGACACAGAGGAGGCCGUGCACAUGACAGAGGAGGACACCGGAGAAGAGGUCGACCCUCUGGAUGCCUACAUGGAGGAGGUCAAAGAGGAGGUCAAGAAGUUCAACAUGGGCACCAUGAGAGAAGGAAACGAUAAGAAGGGAGGGAUGAUGGUGACUAAAGUGGUGACUGUGGUGAAAACCAAGAAGAUGCCUCACAGCAGCAAGAAGAAAGGAGAGCUGAUGGAGAAUGAUCAGGACGCCAUGGAGUACUCUUCAGAGGAGGAGGAGGUGGAUCUGCAGACAGCUCUCACAGGCUUUCAGACCAAACAGAGGAAAGUUUUGGAGCCUGUCGAUCAUCAGAAGAUUGAAUAUGAAUCCUUCCGCAAGAACUUCUAUGUGGAGGUACCGGAUCUGGCCAAGAUGUCGCCCGAGGAGGUGAAUGAAUAUCGUCUGGAGUUGGAGGGAAUCGCAGUGAAGGGUAAAGGAUGCCCAAAGCCCAUCAAGACGUGGGUGCAGUGUGGCACAUCCAUGAAGGUGUUAAAUGCUCUGAAGAAGCACCACUAUGAGAAGCCGACUCCGAUCCAAGCUCAGGCCAUACCUGCCAUCAUGUCUGGACGUGAUAUCAUAGGCAUCGCUAAGACGGGAAGUGGCAAGACCAUCGCCUUUCUGCUGCCCAUGUUUCGCCACAUUUUAGACCAGCGGUCUUUAGGAGAGGGUGAAGGGCCCAUCUCGGUGAUCAUGACCCCCACUCGAGAACUGGCUCUGCAGAUCACUAAAGAGGUUAAGAAGUUUUCCAAGUCUCUGGGGCUGAGGGUGGUUUGUGUGUACGGCGGCACUGGCAUUAGCGAGCAGAUUGCCGAGUUGAAACGCGGUGCAGAAAUCAUCGUGUGCACACCAGGACGAAUGAUUGACAUGUUGGGUGCAAACAGCGGUCGAGUCACCAAUCUUCGGCGAGUGACAUAUGUGGUGGUGGAUGAAGCGGAUCGCAUGUUUGAUAUGGGCUUUGAACCACAGGUGAUGCGAAUCGUGGAUAACAUCAGACCUGACCGUCAGAUUGUCAUGUUCUCCGCUACUUUCCCGCGGACGAUGGAGGCGCUGGCGCGCAGGAUCUUGUCCAAACCCAUCGAGGUGCAGGUGGGCGGCAGGAGUGUGGUGUGCUCCGAUGUGGAACAGCAUGUGAUCUUGAUUGAGGAGGACAAGAAGUUCCUGAAGCUGCUUGAGAUUCUGGGUCACUAUCAGGAGAAGGGCUCCGUCAUCAUUUUUGUGGACAAACAGGAGCAUGCUGACGGUCUUCUCAAAGACCUGAUGAAAGCGUCAUACCCCUGCAUGUCAUUACAUGGAGGCAUUGAUCAGUACGACAGGGACAGCAUCAUCAACGACUUCAAAAACGGCGCGUGCAGACUGAUGGUGGCCACAUCAGUGGCUGCACGAGGACUCGACGUCAAGCAUCUCAUUCUAGUGGUGAAUUACAACUGUCCCAAUCACUACGAGGACUAUGUCCACCGCGCCGGACGCACGGGACGAGCUGGCAACAAAGGUUAUGCAUACACAUUCAUCACUGAUGAUCAGGUCCGUUACGCUGGUGACAUCAUCAAAGCUCUGGAGCUGUCUGGAUCUCCGGUUCCUCCUGAACUCGAGCAACUGUGGACUGUCUUUAAAGAGCAGCAGAAAGCGGAAGGGAAGAGCAUCAAGAGCAGCAGCGGCUUCUCAGGAAAGGGCUUUAAGUUUGAUGAGACUGAACAUGCGCUGGCCAACGAGAGGAAGAAGCUGCAGAAAGCAGCAUUAGGACUGCACGACUCUGAUGAUGAAGAUACCGCACUGGACAUUGAUGAGAAGAUUGAGAGUAUGUUUAACUCAAAGAAGCGUGUUAAGGAUUUCUCGGCUCCAGGUGGUGCUGCAGGUGCACCGGUAGUCGGGGUGACUGGAGCUGCGACCGUCUCUGGACUAAGCACUGUAGCAGCUCCAUCUGCUGGAAACAUCCAGAAACUUGAGAUUGCUAAGAAACUGGCUCUCAGAAUACAAGCGCAGAAGAACCUUGGUGCUGAAGCUCAGGAUGUGAUGCAGCAGGCGACAAAUGCAAUUUUGCGCGGUGGCACGAUGAUCGCCCCAUCUGUCUCUGCUAAGACCAUCGCAGAGCAGCAGGCUGAGAAAAUCAAUGCCAAACUGAACUACACGCCUGUGGAGAAGCUGGAGGAGGAGAGACAGAAUGCUGAAGCUGCUGAGACGGUCAAGAGAUACGAGGAGGAGUUGGAGAUUAAUGACUUCCCUCAGACCGCGAGAUGGAAAGUGACGUCUAAAGAAGCGCUUCAGCGGAUUGGCGAGUAUUCAGAGGCGGCCAUCACGAUACGAGGAACAUACUUCCCUCCAGGCAAAGAACCCAAAGAGGGCGAGCGCAAGAUCUACCUGGCCAUUGAGAGUGCUAAUGAGCUGGCCGUACAGAAGGCAAAAGCAGAAAUCACUCGACUCAUUAAAGAAGAACUCAUCCGCUUGCAAAAUUCAUACCAACCGACCAGCAAAGGACGAUACAAGGUUUUGUAGAGCAGACGGCAGAUGAGACGAUCACUUUUGUUUUUCUCAAACCCACAACACUUUUUGUUAUCUAAAUCGGUCACUUGUUUGCUAAUCUGGAAGUUCUGACCCAUUUUUCUUUUAUGCUUUGUUCAUGUUGAAUAUUUUAGAAAAUUCCAUGUCAUUGGAUAGUGAAAUUCUUUUGGAAAUAAAGUGUUUUUCCUUGUGUC